AUGCCCCGCCUGACCGCUCUGCUCCAUGCCUGCUUCCUUCUCCCGUGCCUUCCCCCGAGUGUGCACGCCGCAGGACACGCGUCUGCACACAAACAUGCAUUCACCGACCAACCGCGGCUUUCUGCCGCCGGUCCUCAGCAGCUUCUAUUCCCCUCUUCCAACCAGGUGCCAGCGGAGCCAAAGGACGCCACAGCUCUCGCAUUGCCCUUUGACCCCCUGCAAGAACUCCGCACGGCUCUGAGUUUCAUGCAGAGCGAGUACUUUGCGGUAUGGCUUGGUACAUGGCCGUCGGGGAUCGAUUGGACUCGAGCCGUCUUCAAUACCCAUCUCGCCGCUACCACCAAUUCUCUGAGCCGCGCUCUACACGCUUCCUCCCGUUAUGGCCGUCGCGUGGAAGACACGGGAAUACUUGAUGAUGAAAUCAAUCGAUAUUUUACACAUAAUGUGGCGUAUUACUUUGGAGAAGACGCGUUCGCCAUCCGCUACCAAGCCUUUGAUGACAUACUUUGGGUCGUACUGGGCUGGCUCGACAGCAUCAACUUCAUCCGCACCCACUCCGCUCUCCAUUCCCGCUGCCCUCACAUGACCGAUGGAGACGAUUUCGAACGAGUCGCUUGGCACGGGGAGCAGUUCAUCCACGCCUUUGCCCAUCGAGCUCGCGUCUUCUGGGAACUGACUACCGUCGGCUGGGAUACGAAGCUCUGUGGCGGAGGGAUGGUGUGGAACCCCCGCCUCGGCCCUUACAAGAACGCCAUUACCAAUCAACUCUUUAUCACGGCAUCCGUUAGCAUGUAUCUCUAUUUCCCCGGGGAUAACAAUACUUCGCCGUAUAUGGUGCACACGCUUAACGACAGGCUCGGCCGAUUCGACGCGGAGUUCCUGAAUGCUGCCAUCAAAGGCUAUGACUGGCUGAAGGACGUGGGAAUGACCAACGAUCAAGGGCUGUAUGUGGAUGGCUUUCAUGUCCGCAAUUGGAAGAACGGCGGAACAAAGUGUAAUGACCGUAACGAGAUGGUGUACACCUACAACCAAGGCGUGAUUCUCUCCGGCCUCCGAGGGCUAUGGGAGAGCACCGGCAACAACUCUUACCUCGAGGACGCCCACGAGCUUGUGCGAAACGUAAUGAAGGCGACCGGAUGGCACGCAAACGACAACAUGCCUUCCGACAGCAACCAAUGGGCUGGUCUAGGGCGGCGAGGGAUCUUGGAAGACGCAUGCGACUCGAGCGGGAGCUGCAACCAAGACGGCCAAACGUUCAAGGGCAUCUUCAUGCAUCACCUCUCUCUGCUAUGCGAACCUUUGCCUUUGCGCCCCAGGGUACCGGGCAAGACGUACUGUGCAGACAAGCAGACCGCUUUCCUGCAUCGUCAGAGUUGCAAGCAGUACUCUCACUGGGUCGCGCAUAACGCGCAAGCUGCUCUGUGGAGUCGGGACGAGAAGGGCAGGUUUGGUGCUUGGUGGGGCGUGAGGGACACUGACGCUGUGGCGGCCACACAACUUCCGCCCAGAGCGAUCGACUAUCGAAACGACCCGGAUGCGCUGCAGGAAGAGCUAUGGCUGAACACAAAGGAUAGCGAUUGGAUGGAAUCCAUCGACCAGCAGCUCGGCGAGAACUUCCAACCCCGAACAAACUUCCCUGCAACCCAGCUUCCGGCAUCAAACCACGAACAAAAGCCCAAUACCCAAGGCGUCAACGACCGCGGCCGAGGCCGCACAGUAGAAACCCAAAGCGGCGGCGUCGCAGUCCUCAACGCCCUUUGGCGACUGCUGAACAAUGGUGGAUGA
This is a messenger RNA of Neohortaea acidophila, 1785 nucleotides long. RefSeq names its product glycosyl hydrolase family 76-domain-containing protein. NCBI's taxonomy places the organism in Eukaryota, Fungi, Ascomycota, Dothideomycetes, Mycosphaerellales, Teratosphaeriaceae. The transcript is spliced from 2 exons. The coding region runs from base 1 to 1785 and encodes 594 amino acids. The record is from RefSeq and is a predicted model, not a curated record. Gene Ontology annotation, biological process: carbohydrate metabolic process.